Molecule: messenger RNA, 2907 nt
Organism: Gigantopelta aegis
Lineage: Eukaryota; Metazoa; Mollusca; Gastropoda; Neomphalida; Peltospiridae
Product: aminopeptidase O-like
Exons: 16
Coding region: 167-2389 (740 amino acids)
Biological process (GO): proteolysis
Cellular component (GO): nucleolus
Molecular function (GO): zinc ion binding; metalloaminopeptidase activity
Source: RefSeq, a predicted model, not a curated record
AUUUAUUUCAUUUAAUGUUUACAUUUGGGAAAGUGGGUUGAUGUCGGUACAUGUUGUGCAUUUAAAUAAGGAUAGUCACCAACUUUUCACUCCGAUUCAGACUAGGUUAAUGGAAUUUUCAGUUUCUCAUGCCCAUGGUGUGUAGUCCAGCUAAACAAAAGACAAUAUGUCAACAACCACAGCAGAUUCUACAGAAAUGGAUCUACCACUCUCUGCUAAUAUAGGUCUUGUCAAACUGAAUCACUUUUUAUUGGAUCUUGAGUGUAAUAUGGAAUCUAGAAAACUGUUUGGAACCAUCACUUUAUUUUGCUCCUUCAAUUACCUCAGUAACCAUCGGUCUUGUGAACCCAUUGAAGCAUCUAAUUUACAGUCAACAGGUAAUGACCUAACUUCUCUUGAACCAUCCCGUCAAGCCUUGUCUUCCAUUCACGGAAAUCUUGUUAUUACAUUAGACAGUUUUGGUAUCAGCAUAUCAUCAGUGGAAGAAGUCUCACCAAGUCUGGAGUUAGAAAACCAGAUGAGAACCGGAUCUCGAACUAGUGCUGGUGAGGAAGAUGGUGCGUUUGUUCAGUGUUCCAGAGUUCCCGGACGUGAGGUGCAGUUUGAAAUGGCUAAACACUGUGUGAGAAUCACAGGUCUGUCACCCACACAACGAGGGAUGUGUGUUGUCAGAAUACACUAUAGUACAUUACCUGAAGGACCAUCACUCAAGUGGACACUGGACCAAGAUGGAAACCCAUGUGUGUUCACAAUAGGUCACUGGUUGAAUAACCGCAGUUGGUUUCCCAGCCAGGAUGCCCCGAGUGUUCUCACAAUGUGGCAGGCUCGAAUCACGGUCCCGGCAAACUGCACUGUGCUGAUGAGUGGGGACAGGAAGCCGGCUGUUUCUGUUCAUUCUCAAGGUAAAUCAAUCUUUUAUUUCUAUACAACAAUGCCUAUGCCUACCUCAACACUGGCCCUGGCUGUUGGUUGCUGGAAGGAAGUGACCAUCACUGGUGAAAGUUCCAUAAUGUGUUCAGAACAAACAAGUUCACAGUAUCUGUGUACUAUCCAUGGAGAAGACUGCCAGACAAACUUUUCCAACGAGCAGGUUUUACCUUGUCGCCUGUUCGCACCUUCAUGUGUGCUGUCUGCUGCACUGUCAGAACUUGAACAUUAUGUUCCAUCUUGUAUGAAGCAGGUGUAUCAAAUUCUGGGUUAUCACCCCUUCCAGCGACUGGACAUCCUGAUUGUCCCCCCUUGUUUUGACAGUCUGGGGAUGAUGAGCCCAAGUUUGUUGUUCCUGGCCCAAUCCCUGCUAGCUGGAGAUCAAAGUAUGUGUGCCAGGGUGGCCCAUGAGAUAUGUCACUCGUGGUUUGGCCUGCUGAUAGGUCCUAAGGACUGGACGGAAGAGUGGCUCACUGAAGGAUUCUGCACGUACCUGGAGGAUAUUCUACAUGCUCAUGUCAUGGGUUGGCAGAAAGACGUCAUGUCGGACCACCUGUCACUGAGAUGUCUGUUGAAGGAGAGAACGUUGAGAGCUGAGGUAGAGAACACUGAGGAGAGUCUGCAGACACUGCGGCCAAACAAGGGAGAAGAAGCAUUACCACCAGAUGACACCACUGGUAUACAGUACGUUAAGAAUGGAAUGAAUCCCAAUAAAGCAUUUAUGCAGGUUCAUUAUCUUAAGGGAUUCUUUCUGUUGAGAUUCCUGGAAAGUGUUGUUGGAGUUGAUGGAUUUCUGGAAUUUCUUAAAGAAUAUGUCACCCAGUUUCAUGGACAGCUUGUCUCUUCACAGGACUUCUUUGAUCUGUUAUUUUCACUGUGCCUUGAUUUAAGACAGCAAGAUUUGACUAAAGAACAGUUGUUUGAGGACUGGCUAGACUGUGCAGGGAUGCCUAAGUCGCUGGACAAUUUAAAUAUAACCGAAAAAAAUAACAUACUUCUGCAAGAGGUCAAUGCCCAGGUUGUGGAGAUCCGUGCAAGCUGCAGACAGUCACCACGGCGUGUACACAAGAAGAGAAAGUGUUCUACAGACGACGGUCUUCAUUUCAGAAAGUUUGACCCAGAUCAGGUGGUUUUGCUACUGGACGUGCUGCUAGACGAAGAUGCUGUUCCCAAUUCCGUUCUAGAGGCUCUACGCAUCCACUACUCUCUACAGACGGCAAAUGCUGAGGUAAGACAUCGAUGGUGCGAGUUGGUGGUUCGUGAAAAGGCUCUCAAGUACUACGACGAUGUUCGAUCUUUUCUUGUCAAAGAUCAGGCGAUGGGUGUCUACCUGUACGGAGAGAUGGUCAUAUCGGGCUGUGCCAAGCAGAAACACAUUGCCGUGGAGUGUUUUCAGCUACUGAGACAAGACAUGCCAGAGGGGGUGAUAAAAACAGUCCACUGUAUGCUGUAUGGUGAUUAAAUGCAGUGGACUCACUUGUACGUUUGUCAUCUCGCAGAAACAGGCGUGCAGACGAUUGUCGACUUUGGGAGUUCUUGGUGCUUUGGAAUCAAAAAUAAUUAAUGCAAAAAGGAGUAAUAAGGAAGAGAAUGUUUUCGUCGAUCAAUUGAAGAAAAACACACAUAUUUGAGAAUAUAAUUUGAGGGUACGUAAUAAAAACAAAAGAGAUCAUAAGUGUCCUUACUAGGUGUCUACGUCGUUUAAAUAUUUUGAAAUUGGACACUCAAUUUCAUGUAGUUUGACAAAUUUCAAACAACAGUUCUCUAACUAUAAUCUUUUAAAAAUUGUAAAAUUGUAUCCAUUAAUUUUAGGUAUCCUAAGAUUUUAGGGUACAUAUUUUACCCCUCAUACCCUCUGGCAGAGACCUUGACUGUUGGAAUUGUGAAACCAGUAUUUUCGCAAUACUGGAAUUAAGAACUAAUGAACAAAAUAGUGGACGGCGACUUCAUAUUAAUAAACAAUGAUUUGAUGAAACCUGA